Messenger RNA from Protopterus annectens (West African lungfish), 10876 nucleotides. It is a transcript of the gene LAMA3, whose product is annotated as laminin subunit alpha 3. The record is from RefSeq and is a predicted model, not a curated record. Gene Ontology annotation, molecular function: signaling receptor binding. Lineage: Eukaryota; Metazoa; Chordata; Ceratodontiformes; Protopteridae. Gene Ontology annotation, biological process: cell adhesion; regulation of cell adhesion; regulation of cell migration. The transcript has 77 exons. The coding region runs from base 87 to 10409 and encodes 3440 amino acids.
GUGUAACUUUAUGGAGCUUUGUUUCAAACUUUCCUACAUACCGCCAGCGCUAACUGACACACGUUGAAGAGUACCGUAAAAAUAACAUGGCGAGGUGGCAGGAGAUAGAAGCCCUCGCACUGAUCUUUCUUUUGGGUUUCUUCCUACAUUCCAGUGGAGCUCAAGUUGCCCCGGAACGAGGCACUGGCUAUAGCCUGCACCCUCCGUACUUCAACCUGGCGGAAAGGGCACAGAUCCGGGCCACAGCAACCUGCGGCGAGGACGAGACGGGCAGGCCGUGGCCGGAGCUCUACUGCAAACUGGUAGGGGGUCCUGCUGCGGGCUUCGCCAGCUACACUAUCCAGGGGCAGUUCUGCGAUCAUUGUAACUCUAGUAUACCCAGUAAAUCUCAUCCUAUUUCUUAUGCUAUUGAUGGAACAGAACGUUGGUGGCAGAGUCCACCUUUGUCACGAGGGCUGCAGUACAAUGAGGUGAAUGUUACCUUGGAUUUAGGACAGCUGUUCCAUGUGGCUUAUGUCCUCAUCAAGUUUGCAAACUCACCUCGACCAGAUUUAUGGGCACUUGAGAGGUCUGUUGAUUUUGGAAGAACCUAUGAACCUUGGCAGUAUUUUGCAAAUUUGAAAAGAGAUUGCUUAGAAGUAUUCCGAAAGAGGCCCGAGGCACGUAUUAUAAGAGAUGAUGAUGUCAUUUGUACUACAGAAUAUUCUCGUAUUGUACCCCUGGAGAAUGGUGAGAUUGUGGUAUCCUUGGUAAAUAGACGUCCAGGAGCAAAGAAUUUUACGUAUUCACCAAUUCUGCGUGAGUUCACCAAGGCUACAAAUAUCCGUCUGCGGUUUCUCAGAACCAACACCCUCCUUGGGCAUCUCAUUUCUAAAGCACAGCGUGACACUACUGUCACCCGCAGAUACUAUUACAGCAUCAAGGACAUCAGUGUGGGAGGUCGCUGUGUUUGCCAUGGUCAUGCAGAAGUCUGUGACUCAAUGGAUCCUGCAAACCCGUAUCGGUUACAUUGUAAUUGUCAGCAUAACACAUGUGGAGAAUUCUGUGAGCGUUGUUGUCCUGGAUACAAUCAAAAACCAUGGAGGCCUGCAACAAUUAACAGUGCAAAUGAAUGUGAACGCUGCAACUGCCAUGGCCAUUCCAGUGAAUGCUACUAUGAUGCAGGUGUUGAGCAGCAGAAGGAAAGUUUAAACAUUUAUGGGGAGUACAAAGGAGGUGGUGUUUGUGUUAAUUGCCAGCAUAACACUGCUGGCAUCAACUGUGAAAAAUGUGCUUUAGGUUAUUACCGGCCAUAUGGUAUUCCAGUAGAAGCAGUAGAUGGCUGUAUACCCUGCAGGUGCAAUCCUGACUAUACAAAUGGUUGUGAGGCUGGGUCUGGUCGCUGUGUUUGCAAGCCAAACUUCCGUGGAGAGAACUGUCACAUGUGUGCUUAUGGAUAUUAUGGUUUCCCACAGUGCAUACGAAUCCCAAUAUAUUCUUCGCCACGUCCACCAACUGUAAGACCUUCAUCUGAACCAACCAGAGCCUGUGAUUGCAGUAACCAAGGAGUAGAAAGACCAGGUUGUGAUGCAGUAACUGGGCAGUGUUAUUGUCGAACUGGUUUUCAUGGAAUAUCGUGUGACCACUGCGCGAUUGGAUAUUUUAAUUUCCCCUUCUGUCAAGAAUGCAGCUGCAACACUGCUGGCACUACUCUGCAGGUGUGUAACCCUACUGGAAGAUGCCUUUGUCGACCAGAGGUUACUGGUAUUCGGUGCGACCAGUGUCGUCCUGGUUAUUAUUCAUUUCCCAUCUGCCAAGCAUGCAGCUGUGACAGUUAUGGCUCAGCAGACAUGACCUGUGACCCCAAUGGUCAGUGUCACUGUCGUCCUGGCUUUGGUGGAUUGACCUGCAAUCAGUGCGCUCCCGGCAACUACGGUUAUCCUGCCUGCUUGUCUUGCCAGUGCUCUGCUGAUGGCUCCAUCAGCUCUGUCUGCCAUUCGUCUACUGGACAGUGUCACUGCCGACCAGGUAUAACAGGGCAAAACUGUGACCGAUGCCGUUCUGAAUUCCAAGACUUUCCACAUUGCCAAGACAUUCCUGAUGACUGCAAUCCUGCUGGCACAGAAAGCAUAGGCUCUGAUUCUGAUUCUGAGUCCCAUUGUUAUUGCCUACCUGCUGUGGAGGGACCAACCUGCAACACAUGCAAGCCACUGUACUGGAACCUGGCAGCAGAAAACGAGGAGGGUUGCAUUGAGUGCCUAUGUGAUGUGCGUGGAACCCUCAGUGGAGUUGGAGAAUGCCAGGAGGAUGGCCAGUGCUUUUGCAAGCCUAAUGUCUGUGGUGGUCCCUGCAAUAGCUGUGAUGAUGGAUACUUUGCUUUGGAAAAUCGCAACUACUUUGGAUGUCAAGGUUGCCAAUGUGACGUUGGAGGUUCGACUGCUCUGAGAUGUGACAAACAUUCUGGAACUUGCCUGUGUCGGGAUCACGUAGAAGGGCAGAUAUGUAACCAACCAGUCAGAGGUUAUUAUUUUCCAGACUUGCAUCACAUGCGGUUUGAGAUCGAAGAUGGUACCACUCCAGAUGGAAGGGGAGUACGGUUUGGCUAUGAUCCACAAGCGUUCCCAGAUUUCAGCUGGAGAGGCUAUGCACAAAUGUCCCCAGUACAACCAGAGGUGGUUUUGCCUGUCACUGUAACUUCUCCUAGCCUAAUGCUCCUCGCUGUACGCUAUGUGAGCCCUACCUACUCCAAAAAGCCUGUUAUGGGGAAGAUCUCAAUUGCUGAAGGGGUGCACUUUGACCCUAAUUGUACCUCAACACUGCAGACCAAGUAUAUUUCAUUCCCACCAAGUAAGAAACCAGCAUUUGUUACAGUCCCUGGAGGUGGCUUUGCAGAUCCAUUUGCACUCACACCUGGAAAAUGGAUUGUCAGCAUUGUGGCGGAAGGGGUUCUCUUGGACUACCUAGUGCUCCUGCCAAGUGAUUACUAUGAGGCUGCCAUCUUACAGAUGAAAGUUACAGAGCCCUGCACUUAUGCAAACCAUCCACAGCACAGCUCAGAACCUUGCCUGGUCUAUGACUACCUCCCAUUGGAACAAUAUGCAAAUGCUCAUGGUUUAACUGGAGUGUUAUCUGCCUAUGGACGGCAUCAGCAUGUAUCUGCCAGGCAGCCCACCCCAGAACAUAUACCACUGGCAGAUAUCAGUGGCAGGCAGGUACAGCUACAGAUAAGAUUACAUGUCACUCAUCCUGGCCUGUAUGUGGUGGUUCUGGAAUACCUUAACGAAGAUGAGGCAGUUCUACACACUGAUAUCAUAAUGAAGAACUCACAAGGGCCAAUCAAGCAGGCUGUUGUCAACAUCUACAGCUGCAAGUACAGUUUUCUUUGUCGCAGUGUUGCAGUUGGUGAUAAAGGCCAGGUCGCUGUCUUUCAGCUACCAAUGGAUGUGGAACUGGAGCUCAGUGCAAGACAUAGUGACCUGCUUCUCCACAAAGUGUUCCUAAUACCACUGGAGGAGUUUUCCAUGGAACAUAUACAGCCCAAGGUGCAUUGUAUUGCCACUCAUGGACGCUUUUUUAAAAACAGUACUUCAUGCCUUCCCUCCAAAUUUGAAACCCCUCCAACUACAUUGCUUCUAAAUGCACUACAAGAUGGACACCUUUUGAUUGAACCUGAACAAGUUCAGACGAGUGUGUUUGACCAACAAACUCCUUUCAUAUCUUCCACCAGCAGACUGAAUGGAAUACUCCUGAAGCCAACACAGAGUCAGAUAACAUUUAAUGCAAGAGUGCCCAGCACUGGCAGGUACAUAUUCCUUGUGCAUUUCUAUCAGCCAGAGCACCCAGCAUUUCCUGUAGAGGUAUUGGUGGAUGGAGGGCGUCUCUGGCAGGGUACGUUUAAAGCAUAUUUUUGCCCUCACAAUUAUGGUUGUCGGGACCACGUUGUCGCAGAUAGCCGCAUUGGAUUGGACAUGACUGAUCCUGGGCUUUCUAUAACAGUUAAAGUUCCUUCAGGAAAGACAUUGGUUUUAGACCAGAUUUUAAUUAUUCCAGCUGAUAGUUACAGUCCUGGCUUGCUGAAUGAGGCACCCCUGGACCGAUCCUUCGAGUUCAUCAACAACUGUGGGGGUAACAGUUUCUUUAUCGAUCCAGUCACUGCAACUAGGUUCUGCAAGGAAUCUGCCCGGUCUUUGGUGGCCUUCUACAAUGGUGGGGCUCUACCAUGUAACUGCCAUGUGGAAGGAUCAACAAGCCGUAUCUGUAACCCGAUGGGUGGCCAGUGCUCCUGUAAAACUUUUGUUAUUGGACGCCAAUGCAGUCGAUGUGCUACAGGCUACUAUGGCUUUCCAAACUGCAGACCUUGUAAUUGUGGAAAUCGACUCUGUGAUGAGAUUACUGGUCAAUGUAUAUGUCCACCUCAUACUGUAAAGCCACAGUGUGAGAUAUGUAUUAAAGAAACAUUCAGCUACCACCCUUUAAUUGGCUGUGAGGGAUGCAACUGCUCAACUUCUGGCAUUAGUAAUGCUGCUGACCCAGACUGUGACAAACGCAGUGGACAAUGCUUGUGUAAGCCAGGAAUUGCAGGUCGGCAGUGCAACCGUUGUGCUCCAGGCUUUUACCACUUCCCAUCUUGCCUACGUUGUGACUGCAACAGAGGUGGAACUCAGUCAGAUAUCUGUGAUCCUGAGAAUGGAAAGUGCCUUUGCAAGGAAAAUGUUGAAGGACCAAGAUGUGAUGUUUGUCGUCCUGGCUCAUUUUACCUGGACCCAGAAAAUCCCAAAGGAUGUACAAGCUGUUUUUGCUUCAGGAGAACUAAUCAGUGUCAUAGCACAGACAAGUACAGAACAAAGUUUGUAGACAUGAAAAAUUGGAAGCUGGAAGCCACAGAUCAGACUUACGUACCUGUAGCAUUUAACCCUCACAGCAACACUGCAGUUGCAGAUGUCCAAGAACUACCAGCUUCUGUGCUGGAUCUUCUCUGGGUGGCUCCACCUUCAUACCUGGGAAACAAGCUUUCGUCCUAUGGUGGUUACCUGAGGUACCAUAUAAAGUCCUUUGGCUUGCCUGCAGAGAUGAUCCUUUUGGAAAAGAGAUCAGAUGUUCAGUUAACGGGAAUGCAAAUGUCAAUUGUUUACGUGGACCAGAACAAUCCCUCCCCUGAUCGUAUUUAUGUUGGACAAGUGAAGUUAUUAGAGGACAACUUCAAACAUGCCAGUACUAACAGCCCUGUAUCCAGAGAUGAGUUGAUGUUGGUGCUUUCCAAGUUAGAUGGACUGUACAUCCGAGCUCUUUACUUCACUGAGACACAGCGCCUCACCCUUGGUGAUGUUAGUCUAGAUGUGACUAGUUUCCAGGGAAGUGGUAACACCGCAGGCAAUGUGGAAGUCUGUUCCUGCCCAUCUAAAUAUGUGGGUGACUCAUGUGAGGAAUGUGCACCAGGACAGUACAGAGAGAAAGGCUGGUUCUUGACUCACUGCGUCCCAUGUAUGUGCAAUGGCCAUUCAACCCGCUGCCAGGAUGAAACAGGAAUCUGUAUUAACUGCAAGGAUAACACAGCUGGAGACCAUUGUGAACGUUGUGAAGAAGGGUACUUUGGAAAUGCCACCCAUGGUUCCUGUGAUCUCUGCCCUUGCCCACUUUUGGUUCCAUCCAACAGUUUUGCUACUGGAUGCACUAGCAUUGGUGGGAUUGUGCAAUGUACAUGCAAACCUGGCUAUACUGGAACACAGUGUGAAAGGUGUGCUCCUGGCUACUUUGGAAAUCCCAUGAAAAGAGGAAGUAUUUGUCGUCCAUGUAACUGUGACAUUUCUAAAACUUGUGAUCAUGUGACUGGUGAAUGUAUGGACCUGGAGCCCAAAGAUACAGACACAGAUAACUGUGAUGCUUGUGAUAGCUGUGUUACCACCCUGUUGUCCGACCUUAACAACAUGGAAACCGAGCUUCUGAACAUCAAAAUUCGGAUCCAGAAUGCUAGUGCGAGUUCCAUGUCACGUGAAAGGAUGAAAAAAAUUGAAGCGCUUACUAGAAAUGCUAAGAUCUUGGUUGACAGAUACCGACUUACAGUUAAUUCUCAAAAGAUGACCAUAAGUGAACUGGAGACAGAUACCCUCAAUCUAAACCAAGACAUUAACAUCCUGGAAAAUAAGGUUAACUUUAAUUCAAGAGAGGCUCAAAGGCUUCUGAAUGAAAUAGAUAAAACCAAGGAACAAUCAGAAGACUUAUUCAGAAGGUUGCAGAUCAUCAUCAGAAUUAUUCAAGAUCUCCUGAAACGGCUUGAAUCCCUUGAUGCAGGCGGUAGUGUGAUACCAUCCGGUGAAUAUGCAAAGAAACUGACAGAUGCAGAGAGAAUGAUGACGGAAAUGAGAAAUCGCAACUUUGGCACGCAGAAAGCUAAUGCAGCAGAUGAGAAGACAGAAGCUCAGAACUUGCUCGCCUAUGUAAAGAGUGAGUUACACAGACGCCAAGCAGAGAACCAGCAGCUUGCAAAAAGGAUUACAGAUUCACUGACAAACUACGAGUCCAAGCUAGUUGACCUGCAGGAAGCUCUGGAAGAUGCUACACACCUAAUCAAACAUGCCAAUGACCUGAACAAGGACAACUCCAAGUCACUGCAAGACAUUAAGAAUCGUAUCCGUGAUGUGGGGAAACAACACAGUAGUAUUUCAGACAGCCUCACAGAGGCACGAUCUUCCUUGAAACAAACAAGUGACUUGUUAAAGAUGUUGGAUGCCAGUCGAGAGGAGUAUGCGAAACUAGCUGCUCAAUUAGAUGGUGCCAGACUAGAACUGAGUGACAAAGUGCGGCGACUCUCCCAGGCGGCCGAAAAAGAGCCCUUAGUUCGUAGGGCAGAGGACCACGCCUUGGCUUUGCAAAGCCUGGCAGAUCAAAUGGCAGAAAUGAAGAAAAAUGCCAGUGAUGAUGAACUGGUACGCAAAGCCAAUGAUGCAGCAAGAGCAUAUAGAGAAAUUAUUGAUGCUGUAAAAGCAGCUGAGGAUGCAGCCAAUACAGCCAAAAAUGCAGCCAGCAAAGCCUUUGAGACCGUCGAAAAAGAAGGGCUCCCUGAAAAUGCCAGAAGGUCGAAAGCAGACAGCAGCAUACUGCUCACUGAAGCAAAUGCAGUACAAGGACAGCUACAAGGUCAGGCAGAAAAUCUUCAAGAUGCCAAAACUCGUCUUGCUGGUGCCAAUCAGAAGAAGGACUCCCUGGAAAAUGACCUGAAACGGGCACAAGCAAAACUCAACUCAAUUAGAAGAGAUGACAUAGCUGACAAAAUUACUGCAGCAAACAGGACAGUUGGAAGCGCGAAUGACGUAACAGAUGGCGUUAUGAACAAACUACAGCCAAUCAAAGAUGAACUUAAUGAAAUAAAACUUAGGGUUGGAAGUGGCAGUACUGCAGAAUAUAACAAACUGAUUUCUGAGGCUGACAGUUCAGUGAAGAAAUUGACCAGUACCAUCCCAGACCUGCUAAGAAAGCUUAAUAGCACACAACAGCAACUAAUGCCACUGAGUAACAUCUCAGAAAAUGUUAAUCGCAUAAGAGAACUUAUACAGCAGGCUCGGGAUGCAGCUGACAAGGUUACUGUGCCCAUGAAAUUUAAUGGAAGAUCUGGUGUUGAGGUUCGUCCUCCAAGUGACCUGGAUGACCUGAAAGCCUAUACCUCUCUUUCACUGUAUGUCCACCAGCCUAUGUCAAGGGGUGAUGAUAAUCCUUCACAUUUCGUCAUGUAUCUGGGCAGUAAGGAUGCUUCCAAAGACUACAUAGGUAUGGCUAUUCGAGAAGGUUCCCUCAUCAGUGUUUAUAAUCUUGGUGGUACUGAGAAAGAAAUUGUUGUCAAAGCUCCAGUUACAACUUCAGAUUAUAGAGAAUCUGUGUUGGAUCAUGUUAAAUUUGAAAGGAUUUACCAACAUGCAGUGCUAACGUAUGUUCGAAAAUCUACUUCCAGUACACCUAUUGCUCCAGAAAUCCUAUCAGAAGUUUCCAACUAUGAAAAUACUCUCUUAGAUCUAGAUCCUAACAGUGUUGUUUUCUAUGUCGGAGGAUACCCACCAGACUUUAAUCCUCCUCCUAAGCUCAAACUCCCAUUUAUGGUAGGUUGCAUUGAGCUGGACAUUCUGAAUGAGAGGGUCAUCAGUCUGUACAACUUUAAGAGCUUAAUGAACCUAAAUACAACAGCCGAUCAACCGUGCAAAAGGCAUCGCACCCAAAUACAGACAUAUUAUUUUGAAGGAACAGGAUAUGCACACUUCCAGUUAGAAAAAGAAAACCGGUAUGAGGCCAUGCUUCAAACAACCCAUGACAAAGGUCUGCUGAUGUUUUUGGAAUCUGAGGGACAAUUCUUCAGCAUAGAGCUUCAGGAUGGCUACCCAGUAGUCAAAUACAAAACUGAGACAAAUCCUGUUGUUGAGCAAACGAUUGACGAGCUCAUGAAUGAUGGACAAGAUCAAAAGCUUCAAGUCAUUUUCCAAAGCAGCGGAAAAAUUGUUGUGAUUUUUAAGAAGAAAAGGACCACCAUAGACUCAGGAUUAAAGCAAUUUAGUUCUUAUUCGUACUAUUUGGGUGGAUUGUCUACUGAACUGCGUGAACGCUACAACAUCACUGCCCCUCCAUUCCAAGGCUUCAUGAAAGAUGUCAAAAUUGGUUCCAAAAAUGUUCCCUUUUCAGACACUGUUGGUGUAAGUCGAAAAUUCCUGAGUGAUUUAUUGGCUGUUCGAUCUGCAACUAUUGCAAAGGGUGGGCAACUUAAUUUGGAGCCCAAUGGAGUUACAUUUCCUGCAGACUUUCAGACUUCUUUUGGAUUUAAAACUCAGCAAUCUGAUGGCAUACUGCUCCAACACAAAGCAAAGCUCAGUGAGUUGCAAGUGGUUCUAGAUAAGGGCUUAGUCAAAGUAAAAGUGGACAGAGAAGAGCUCACAUCUCAGAAGCCGUGUGGUGAUGGACAGAUGCACUAUGUGUCAGUCAGAAAAGAGAGCAGUGGUGUUAAACUUCUGGUUGAUGACGAGCCUGCAGCCAGUUCCCCAGCAUCUCUGAGGACACGCACGACCGAUACUACUGAUGUAGAAUUAGGUGGUGGGGACUUUGACGGUUGCAUCACCAAUGUCUUUUUACAGAGAGCAAAUACAAAUGCAGCAGUUCAGAAUCUAGCACAAUAUAAAAGCAGGAACAAUGUUUCGCUUGGCAUCUGUGCGAUAGAGAAGCCUCCUCAGUCAAUUAUGCUGAAGGAAACAGAACAUCCAAACAUGUAUAAGCCAGUUAAGAAUGGCAGAGUUGGUAUCCAUGUGAAUGGAAAGAAUAGUUUGUCAAUGAAGGGGUCAGUAGAACUGGGCCUAGAAAGCUGUGCUCUUAUUCCUGCUGUGAACGUUGUCAGUGGGGCAUAUCAUUUUGGAGAAGUGCCACACAGUCAAUUAAAAUACACCUUCUCUCCUGAGUUGCUGCAGAAAAGGUCACACUUUUCUAUAGAUGUGAAGACACAAUCUUCAGAUGGGCUGAUACUUUUUGCAGCAAAUGAACCCCAGGGCGCAUUCCUAGCCCUUUACCUUUCCAGUGGGCGCUUUGUCUUUUCCUUUGGUGCUGGAGGCAAGCGAGCACGAAUCAGAAGCAAAGAUGUUUACACUGACAAACAGUGGCACACAGUGGUAUUCAGCAGAGAUGGGAAGAAUGGACGUCUUGUCAUUGAUGGACUCAGAGCUCGGGAUGGUGAACUAGCAACUGAUGCUGCUCUGGACCUUAAGUCACCAUUUGUAUUGGGUGCAAUCCAGUCAUUUAAUGGGAAGUUCAAACUUCAGGAUAUGCCAAGAUUCAGCUUUUCAGGGUGUGCUAAAAAUUUCAAAGUGAAUAACCAUUUAAUGGCUGUGCCUUCUGAGGUGAUGGGUGUUGUUCCAUGUUAUGAAGGGACUACCGAACCCGGAGUUUAUUUUACAGGAGAAGGAGGCUAUGCAGUUUUAGAUAACACAUUUGUUGUGGGUGAGAACAUUGAACUUGUGUUUGAAAUUCGUCCCAGAAAUCAUACUGGUGUUCUGUUUCAUGUGAAUAGCCAGCAGGGGUCAUAUCUCAGUCUGUACAUGAAUAACGGAAAGCUGGCUGUCCAUGUGAACAAUGGUGCUGGUGAUUUCUGGACUUCUGUUACUCCUCAGCAGUCUCUAUGUGAUGGACAGUGGCACAAAGUUGCACUAAUUAAACAGAAGAAUGUGGUACAGCUGGAUGUUGACACAGAGAGGACUUACACCAUAGGACCAACUUCUGCACUUUCCACAAACACCAAAGACCCAUUGUAUGUAGGUGAUAUACCAGAUACCAUUCAAAUGCCAUGGCUUCCAUCCUAUUCAGCAUUUGCAGGUUGCCUGAGAAAAGUGAAAAUCAAUGAGGUCUCUGCAGAAUUUAGUAGAGCGGUGGACAUGCGUGGCGCAGUCAAUCUGAACAGGUGCCCCAAUUAAUGGCAUAUCAGCCAAGAAUUAUUUGACACAGACUCAAAUAUAGUGGUGAACAGAUGGACAUAUAUUCUAAGGUUACCACCCUAACAGUUCCUUCGGAGUGGUAACUGUGCUUUGUUUGACAGCUGUGGCACAUAACACAACCAGCAUUCAGUAACGUUUUCAGCUAGCCAGCUCUAUUUUAUGCUGUCACAACAAAGCACCAAUAAUUACAUUCUCAAGUACCUUUUUUAUUGCUAUGAACUCUGUUUACUAUUGCAUUGAGCGUUGCUUUGGGUAAAACAUGAUGCUUGUUUGUACAUCCUGAGCAAGCUACUACAAUACAUGCUAAUACAGUAUCCCUUUCAUCUCUACCUGCUAUGGUGAGACUGCCAAAGAGCAGAAAUGUAACUGGAAGCACUUUAAAAAUGUAUGGAAUGUUUGCUAUCGGUGCUAAGUUCAGUGGGGCCAAUAAAAUUUAUUAAAGUUUA